UUUCCUUUCCCUUUCCCUUUCCCUUCUCCACACUUCUUCUUCUCUUAAAGAGCAGAGAUAAAAUCCAACAGAACAGAGCUACGAGCACCAGUUCAGAACCAGGCAUGGGGAACUGCCUGCCCGUCGCUGCAACCAAUUCAGGGGCAAGCAGCAGCGGCCCGGCGAUCGAAAGGCUCUCCACGCGCAGCGGGAGCAUUUUCAGCCAGUCCGACGGCAGCUUCAUCAGCGCCGACGACGCGUUCCCCGACGGCCGGAUCCUCGAGGCGCCCAACCUCCGGGUCUUCACCUUCUCGGAGCUGCGAGCCGCCACGAGGAACUUCAAGGCCGACGCGGUCCUCGGCGAAGGAGGCUUCGGGAGGGUGUACAAGGGCUGGGUGGAGGAGAAGACCCUGAACCCGGCCAAGAGCGGCUUCGGCAUGGUGGUGGCCGUCAAGAAAUUGAACAUCGACGGCAUGCAGGGCCUUGAACAGUGGCAGUCGGAAGUCGACUUCCUCGGCCGGCUUUCGCACCCGAACCUCGUCAAGCUCUUGGGCUACUGCUUGGACGAGAAGGAGCACCUUCUUGUUUACGAGUACAUGGCCAAGGGAAGCCUCGAGAACCACCUCUUCAGAAGAGGGGCCGCCUUCGAGCCACUUCCGUGGAGCCUGAGGCUCAAGAUAGUCAUAGGCGCGGCCCGAGGGCUCGCGUUCCUACAUGCGUCCGAGAGGCAAAUCAUCUAUCGCGAUUUCAAGGCUUCGAACAUCCUCCUCGACUCGAAUUACUCCGCGAAGCUCUCGGAUUUCGGACUAGCAAAGCACGGGCCGGGCGAAGGGGACUCGCAUGUCACCACGCGAGUCAUGGGCACCUAUGGAUACGCCGCGCCCGAAUACGUCAGCACGGGUCAUUUGUACGUAAAGAGCGAUGUGUACGGAUUCGGAGCGGUGCUACUCGAGGUGCUCUCGGGGCAGCGGGCGUUCGACCCGAGUCGACCGAGCGGGCAGCACAACUUUGUAGAAUACUCCAAACCCCACUUGGCGGACCGCCGAAAGUUAGCCCAACUGAUGGACCCCCGGCUCGAGGGGCAGUAUCCCUCCAAGGGGGCUCGCCUAGCCGCCCAACUCACCCUCAAGUGCCUCACGGUCGACCCAAAGAGCCGGCCUUCGAUGAAAGAAGUGGUGCAGGCCCUGGAGCAGAUAGAGCUAGAAACCCUGAAAGGCAGACCCAGAAGUGUUUCCCAGAGCUCCAGCAACUCACAGAACUAGCCAUCCGUCGAAGGCCUUUCGAUUGCACGAGUCCCACAGUUUUGGCCGUUUAUUUAUUUAUUUUCUUUUAAUUUUUGUUUUUUGUUUUUUAUUUUUAUUUUCUGAUGAUGACUUGAGAGAUUAGUGCAAUGUGCAUGCCUUCCACUUGCACCUCCACAAAAAGAUGAAUUAAUGGAGCUUUCACAAAGAGAGGCAUUUAUUGGUCAGUAAGGUGGAAGCAAUGACCAAACUGUUGGAGGAGGAAGAAGGAGGUGAGAACAAAACAAAAGGGAGGAUUGUGUUGCUCUGUUGAAUUCUAAGAUCGGAUUAACAAAUAAACAAGGUUUUUCUUUGGA
Molecule: messenger RNA, 1576 nt
Organism: Zingiber officinale
Lineage: Eukaryota; Viridiplantae; Streptophyta; Magnoliopsida; Zingiberales; Zingiberaceae
Product: probable serine/threonine-protein kinase PIX13
Exons: 5
Coding region: 105-1241 (378 amino acids)
Biological process (GO): protein phosphorylation
Molecular function (GO): protein kinase activity; ATP binding
Source: RefSeq, a predicted model, not a curated record